Molecule: messenger RNA, 1152 nt
Organism: Aspergillus tanneri
Lineage: Eukaryota; Fungi; Ascomycota; Eurotiomycetes; Eurotiales; Aspergillaceae
Gene: NUO40
Product: complex I NDUFA9 subunit family protein
Exons: 9
Coding region: 1-1152 (383 amino acids)
Cellular component (GO): mitochondrion
Molecular function (GO): protein-containing complex binding
Source: RefSeq, a predicted model, not a curated record
AUGCAGAAGUGCCGGGCCGUCAAUUCCGCCUUGGGGUCGAGGGCCAUCGCCCCCCCCAGCGCUCGAGUCCAAUUGCAAGCGCAGCGCCGAAAUCUCCAGGAUGUUGCUAUUACUAGGACCGGAAAGCCGAUCUUGAAGGUUCAGGGUGGGCGGUCGUCUUUAGGAGGCCAUACCGCGACUGUCUUCGGUGCCACUGGUUUCCUGGGCCGAUACAUUGUCAACAAGCUCGCUACGCAGGGAUGCACUGUAGUGAUUCCCUACCGCGAGGAGAUGGCCAAGAGACACUUGAAGCCUACGGGUGAUCUCGGACGGGUCAUCUUUAUGGAAUAUGAUUUGCGUAACACUCAGUCGAUCGAAGAGAGCGUCCGUCACUCCGAUGUUGUUUACAACCUUGUCGGCCGUCAAUACCCUACCAAGAAUUUCUCCUACACCGAUGUUCAUGUCGACGGUGUGGAGCGCAUUGCUGAAGCGGUCGCCAAAUACGAUGUCGACCGAUUCGUUCAUGUCUCCUCCUACAAUGCCAGCCGAGAUUCUCCCUCUGAGUACUUUUCGACCAAGGGAUGGGGUGAGGAAAUCGUCCGUUCGAUCUAUCCCGAGACCACCAUCGUCCGGCCUGCCCCGAUGUUCGGAUUUGAGGACAACCUUCUUCACAAGCUUGCUGGCGUGACUAACCUUCUCACCUCUAACCAUAUGCAGGAACGCGCCUGGCCCGUUCACGUUACCGACGUCGGUGCCGCUCUGGAGGCCAUGCUCCAUGAUGAGAGCACUGCAGGUCAGACCUUUGAGCUCUACGGCCCGAAGAACUACUCAACGGCUGAAAUUGCCGAACUUGUCGACCGGGAAAUUAUCAAGCACCGCCGCCACCUCAACAUUCCCAAGGCCCUUAUGAAACCCCUGGCGUACUACCUGAACAAGUUCAUCUGGUGGCCCACCAUGUCGGCCGACCAGGUGGAGCGGGAGUUCAUCGACCAGCAGAUUGACCCGAACGCUAAGACCUUCAAGGAUCUGGGCAUUGAGCCGGACGAUCUGGCCAAUCUCACCUUCUACUACCUGAAAGGCUACCGCAGCUCCUCGUACUACGACCUCCCUCCAGCCACGGAGCGGGAGCAACGGGAGGAAAAGAAGUACCUGCACGUUCUGGAUAGCCAGUAG